Chelmon rostratus (copperband butterflyfish) is the source of this 1089-nucleotide messenger RNA. It is a transcript of the gene gdap1, whose product is annotated as ganglioside induced differentiation associated protein 1. Gene Ontology annotation, biological process: mitochondrial fission; mitochondrial fusion. Gene Ontology annotation, cellular component: mitochondrial outer membrane. NCBI's taxonomy places the organism in Eukaryota, Metazoa, Chordata, Actinopteri, Chaetodontiformes, Chaetodontidae. The transcript has 6 exons. The record is from RefSeq and is a predicted model, not a curated record. Bases 1 to 1089 code for a protein of 362 amino acids.
AUGGCGUCCGAAAACGGCUCUGAAUACCAAGAUGAGAAAGCAGCUCUUGUAGAGACUCGCUCAGAGGAAGACGUACAGCAGCAGUGCGGCACAGUUGCGAAACAAAGCGAAUCGAAACUGACGCUUUAUCACUGGACGCAGUCUUUCAACUCUCAGAAGGUGCGUCUGGCCGUUGCUGAGAAAGGUUUGCACUGCAAGGAGUAUGAUGUGAGCCUCCCGCUCAGUGAACACAACGAGCCCUGGUUCAUGCAUCUGAACCCCACUGGGGAGGUGCCAGUCCUACUCCACAAUGACAGCGUCAUCUGUGACCCCACGCAGAUCAUGGACUACCUGGAGCAGAAUUUCAAUGAUGAAGGCACUCCCAAGCUGAUCCCAGAAGAGGGCAGUACGUACUAUCACAGAGUGCAGCACUACAGGGAGCUGCUGGACUCGCUGCAGAUGGAUGCCUACACCCAUGGCUGCAUCCUCCACCCCGAGAUCACGGUGGACUCCCACAUACCCGCAUAUGCUGCCACAUGUAUACGAACACAGAUCGGAAACACACAAACUGAGCUGAAGAAGCUGGCAGAGCAGAACCCCGAGCUCAAAGAUGCUUACGUAGCAAAGCAGAGGCGCUUGAAAUCCAAGCUGUUUGACCACGACAACAUGAAGUACCUGAAGAAGCUUCUGGAUGAGCUGGAGAGUGUGAUGGACCAGGUUGAGACCGAGCUCCAGAGGAGGGUGGAGGAAACACCAGAAGAAGGCAGUCAGUCCUGGCUGUGCGGGGAGUUCUUCAGCAUGGCCGACGUCUCUCUGGCAGUCACCUUACACCGCCUCAAGUUCCUCGGCCUCUCCCGCCGCUACUGGGGCAACGGUAACCGCGUGAACCUGGAAACAUACUACGAGCGCGUGGUGCAGCGGCCAGCCUUCAGGAGAGUGCUGGGCCACGUCAACAACAUCCUGAUCUCCGCCGUCCUCCCCGUGGCGUUUCGCGUGGCCAGGAAGAACGCGCCGGUCAUCCUCGGCACCACUCUGCUGAUAGGGGUUCUAGGAGGAGCUACGUACCUCGCUUUUCUUUACAUGAAGAAGAGGCUGACUCUCUCCUGCUGA